Messenger RNA from Prorocentrum cordatum, 1410 nucleotides. The record is from the annotation of a GenBank genome assembly. NCBI's taxonomy places the organism in Eukaryota, Dinophyceae, Prorocentrales, Prorocentraceae.
GCGGCGGCCAGGGCGCCUGGGCCGUGGGCCCCCGGGGGUGGCGCCGUGUCCUCUGCGGCGCCGGCGGCGCCGGCGCGGCCCCCCGCGGUGCCGCAGCAGCUGCCGCUGGAGGAGCUGACCGCCCUGGUGGGGCGCCUGAAGGCGGAGGCGCCCAAGGACGGGCUCACGACUGGAUGGUCGAGACGCUGGGGACGCUCAAGGUGCAGCACCGCGAGCGGGAGGCGCUAUUGAAGCGCAGCUGGAGCGACGCGGCGUUCGAGGAGGGCGAGGCCGGCAACGACAAGGUCAUCGAGGGCUUCGAGCUCGAGCUCGUGACGAUGCUGAGGGAGUCCAAGAAGGGCCUCCGGGACGGCGUGGUCCUCGGGAACGCCAUCGAUCUUGCCGGGGCCUACAAGAAGAACUACAAGCUGGACAAGUCCGAGGCCGUCCUCCUCCGGUGCACGCGCCACGCGGAGAGCCGGAGCGGCGCGUGGAUGGUCAAGUACCUGAACCACAUAUCGCAGGUGCGGAUGAAGCAGCGCCGUAACGCGGAGGCGCUCGAGAUGAUGUACGAGAUAGAGUCCUUGGCGUCCUUCCCUCUGGAGGAGCCCGGCGCGUCCGAGUUCUACGAGACCCUGUACAGGAACAUGAGCUCCUGCCUGCGCAGCAUGGGGCGCGAGGACGAGGCCGCGGUGUACUUCAUGAAGAUGGCGGAGGCGGCAAGGUACCACAAGGCCUCCCUGGACUGGAUGGACCUGUGGGACCUCGGCGUCCUCAUCGCCAACCGCGCCUACCAGUCGGGGCGCUGGGCCGAGUUCCACAAGUCGCGCGAGAUCAUCGCGGAGGCGCUGCGCAUGCAGAAGAUCGCGGAGCCGCACGAGCUCAUCCUGAGGGCCAAGGUGCUCAGCAACCUCGGCCAGACCUUCCUCGCCACGGACGAGCUCGAGGAGUGCGAGGAGCACUACUCGGAGGCCUACGCUCUAUUCGACGCCACCGUCGGCAAGCGCUCGCCGCUGUUCGGCAUGCAGGCGUGGGCCUGCGGCAACCUGCGCUGCGCGCAGGGGCGCCACCGCGAGGCGCUGCCGCUGCUCGGGGAGGCGCUGUACGUGGAGGUCGUCGGCGACGGCCUGAGCGUGUCCGAGAUGGCCAAGCUGCACGACCAGAUCCUCCACUCGCUCCACGAGUGCGGCGGCGACUUCUCCGACAACGACACCGACUCGCCGCCGUCGUCCGGCGGUCGCUCGCCACCCUGGCAGAGGACCCGCGGUGGGAGGCGCUGGAGGACACCGUGGAGCUCGCGGUGCUCGCCCACAAGGCUGCCCUCCUCUACGCGGCCGCGCGGUGGCGCGGCUCGGAGGACCACGAGGUGGCCAGCCGCUUCAGCGCGCGCGCCGUGGGCGUGCUGCAACGGCAGUCUGGCGACCAGGAGGC